This is a messenger RNA of Glarea lozoyensis ATCC 20868, 1509 nucleotides long. RefSeq names its product Cytochrome P450. Bases 1 to 1509 code for a protein of 502 amino acids. NCBI's taxonomy places the organism in Eukaryota, Fungi, Ascomycota, Leotiomycetes, Helotiales, Helotiaceae. The transcript is spliced from 4 exons. Gene Ontology annotation, molecular function: monooxygenase activity; iron ion binding; heme binding. The record is from RefSeq and is a predicted model, not a curated record.
AUGGGCAUCGUAACGUUGUCCGUAGAGACUCUAGACCAGCACCGAGUUCUGGUUGCAUUCAUUGUUCUACUCUCGUACCCUAUUUACAACUCUCUCUAUAACAUCUACUUCCACCCACUCUCCCACCACCCCGGCCCAAAGCUCUGGGCUGCCUCCCGCAUCCCAUUCAUCUACAGCCUUCUCACUGGCCAACUAAUCCAGCGUACCAAAGAAUUCCACGAGAAAUAUGGAGACUUCCUGCGACUUGCGCCAGAUGAAGUGUCGUUUGCAAGCGAGCAGGCUUGGAACGAGAUUUAUGCGUUUCGUCCGGGUCAUAAGAGGGCACUGAGGGAUAAGGCGUAUUAUGUCGCCCCUGAAUCAAAUGUUGACAACAUAAUCACUACAACCGACUUCAAAUUCCACGCUCGUGUUCGUCGGAUUCUGAGCUCUUCGUUCUCCGAAGGAUCACUUCGCGCUCAAUACUCCCUCAUCAACUCAAAAGCCGACCUGCUGGUAUCCCAAAUCCAGCGACUCACCGCCUCGUCCAAAGAAGGCGCUCGCGUAAACAUGACAGACUGGCUUAACUUCUUCACCAUGGACGUGAUCAGCGAUCUUGCUUUUGGAGAAUCAUUCGGGUGUCUCGAACGCGGUGACUACCACGAAUGGGUACACACUUUGUUCGCGUUCUUGAAAUACAUGUCUCUCGCCGCUGCACCACGGUAUUAUCCUACUGUGGAAUUUAUCUUGAAGAUGUUCAUGCCGAAAAGUGUGAUGGAAGGACAGAGGAAACACAUGGCUUAUGCGCGGGAAAAGAUCACUCGGAGGAUUGAUUUGAAGAGCGAGCGACCGGAUUUCAUGACGCCUUUUAUGAAGAAUAAUGUUAACUUUGAAAGUGUUUCGCGGGAGGAGAUUGUGGAGACGUUUAAUUUUGUGAUUAUUGGAGGCUCUGAAACUACCGCAACCGCAAUGACGGGCAUUUUUAACCAUCUCACCAGGAAGGAGAAUAAGCAUGUAUUGGAAAUGUCGACGAGGGAGAUCCGAGACAAGUUCAGUGAGAAGGAAGAGAUCACUUUUGAUACCAUUCAGUGCCUGCCUUAUCUCGAUGCAGUCAUCAAUGAGGGCCUAAGGAUGUGUAACCCUGUCCCCGGUGGACUACCACGUGUAGUGCCUGCUGGCGGAGACACGUAUUGUGGAACUCGCCUAGCUGUACGCACCUUCGCGGUGAAUCGCUCCGACAAACUCUUCGAAAAUCCCAACACUUUCAUCCCUGGAAGAUGGCUCCCUGACGACCAACGCCCAAAAGAAUAUUCGCAAGACAAUUUAGCCGCAAGUAAACCAUUCAGCGUUGGCUUUCACAGUUGUCUAGGACGGCCUCUUGCGUGGUUGGAGAUGCGGCUUGUGAUAGUUAAACUUCUGCUUGCUUUCGACUUGGCUGUUGAUAAUGGGGAUAUGGUGAAUUUUGAUCACUUUCCAGUUAUCAUGCUGAUCCAAAAGUUGCCAAUGAGGAUCAGAGUUCGAAACAGGAAUUAA